Messenger RNA from Salvelinus namaycush (lake trout), 1524 nucleotides. Its product is annotated as cytosolic 5'-nucleotidase 3-like. Gene Ontology annotation, molecular function: magnesium ion binding; 5'-nucleotidase activity. Bases 131 to 1000 code for a protein of 289 amino acids. The record is from RefSeq and is a predicted model, not a curated record. The transcript has 9 exons. Lineage: Eukaryota; Metazoa; Chordata; Actinopteri; Salmoniformes; Salmonidae. Gene Ontology annotation, cellular component: cytoplasm.
CCUCAGUGUAGACUUGUUAUUGCAGCAUAGCUAACUAGCUAGCUAUAUAACUUAUUGAUUGCAUUUCUAGCUAGAUCCAUCGUUUGGCUCUUUGAACUUUUAUUGAAUUAAACAACAUCUCUCUAGAAAAAUGAUCCCAGAGCUGUCCAGUCCCUCAGUGUGUAUGAGGGACCCUCAGAGGGUGGAGGAGAUCAUCAAGGCCAUGCAGAAGGCUGGCACCAGCAAGAUGCAGGUGAUUUCAGACUUUGACAUGACCCUCACACGGUUUUCCUACAAUGGGAAGCGGUGCCCUACCAGUCACAAUAUCCUGGACAACAGCAAGCUCAUCAGUGAGGAGUGCAAAGCACAGCUGAAGGACCUGCUCAACACAUAUUACCCCAUAGAGAUCGAUUCCAAACUGACAGCGGAGGAGAAGCUGCCCCUCAUGGUGGAGUGGUGGACUAAAGCCCAUACUCUUCUGGUGCAGCAGCGCAUCAGGAAAGACCUGCUGCGGGAUGUGGUGAAAGAGUCCGAUGCUAUGCUCAGGGAGGGCUACCAGCUGUUCUUUGACCACCUGCAGGAGCAGAACAUCCCUCUGCUCAUCUUCUCUGCUGGGGUGGGAGACGUGCUGGAGGAGGUGAUCCGCCAGGCCGGGGUCUUUCACCCCAACGUCAAGGUCUUCUCCAACUACAUGGACUUUGAUGAGACUGGAGUGCUGAAGGCGUUCAAAGGGGAGCUGAUCCAUAUCUAUAACAAGAGGGAGGGAGCUCUGCUGAACACGGGCCACUUCCAGGAGCUCAAGUCACGCCACAACGUCCUGCUGGUGGGAGACUCUCUGGGGGACCUGACCAUGGCUGAUGGGGUGCACAGCAUGGAGAACAUCCUCAAGAUCGGCUUCCUCAACGACAAGGUGGAGGAGAGGAAGACGUCCUACCUGAAUGCUUAUGACAUCGUGCUGGUGAAGGAUGAGACCAUGGAAGUGCUGAACGCCCUGCUGCUCCACCUCACCGGCACCAAGUGACCUGACCAUGAACUUCAUCUUACUGGCCAAUCAGUAACGAGCCUUCCGAAGCUACAGGAAGUAUGUCGUACUGGUUUAGCAAGCUCUUGCUCAGGAUGUGCCCGUAGUCAGAUACCAUGAGCCAAGUCAGAAUGGUAUUGUUUUUGGUUUGUCUUUUACUAAAGCUCCAAUGGCUGUUUGUGUGGGCCUCUGGGAUGGGUCUCAGACUGUGUUUUGGAGUCGUCCUUCCACGCUCCUCCAGUUGAGUCCUUGUUGAACACUUACAACUUGAGAGCAACAUCCGUUAUAGUCCUAAAAUUUGAUUUGAUUUACUCGACAACCCUACUGUCACAUUCUCAAUUGUUUACGAACCGUCAAUAGUCCAACUGAAAUGGGACAGGAAAACUAGGUGACUUCUCCAUCUGGUAAAUGGGUUGGGUUCGUGGGGAGAGAAACGUGACUGGUGAUAUGUAUGCCCUGUCUACAUAUGAGGAAUAUACAGUACCAGUCAAAAGUUUGGACACACCUACACAUUCCAGGGUUUU